Botrytis cinerea B05.10 is the source of this 1729-nucleotide messenger RNA. RefSeq lists its product as hypothetical. The coding region runs from base 431 to 1501 and encodes 356 amino acids. The transcript is spliced from 4 exons. The record is from RefSeq and is a predicted model, not a curated record. NCBI's taxonomy places the organism in Eukaryota, Fungi, Ascomycota, Leotiomycetes, Helotiales, Sclerotiniaceae.
GAGUCUCUCGUUGAUACUCGUGAGAGAUCACAGUGAAGUAAAUUGAGGAGAGUUGCAGACUUUUUUUUCUCUCUCUAUAUAAGGUUGUUGGGGACUGCAUUUUCAUUUACAAAAGCCUCGUGAGCUAUUUCAUUCACCAGGACAGCUACAUCUUGAUGCGAAUUUCGAGUAACAAUUGGCUAUAGAAAAUUUGUUACCAUUCACAAACAAAGACCUAGUCGUCAACAAUGAAAAUCUUUAUAUUGUAGCAAUUGACAGCCUCCGCAAAUGUAUUAGUGUCACGGAUUUUUCCCUCAAACAAAGAGGACUUGACUAUCCAGGAAUCCAAGAACUUAUUAUUAUAAGAAAUAAAUCAUAAUGUAGUGAGUAACUUUUAUUCUCCACCCCAUUUUAUUUUUAUUUUUGUGAUCGAUAUAUAACAUCCGUAACAAUGGUACGCCAAUUCCGUGUACAUGUACCAGCUGUUCAUGUGCAGCCAACUUUCCAUCUGAUCGAAGCAGAGAUCCUGGAUCUUUCAUAUCAAGCACUGGUUUUACAGGUUGAUGGCACCGUGAGACUGGAUAAAACGGCAAUAAACCCUGCCGCCUGGAGAGGUCGUGCAGGUGCUGAAUUAGUGGGCGGUCCAAAUGGCAUCCCCCCUGGUCGUAUAAGAAAUAAAUUGGCAGCGCUACCAACCGGCCCUCAGUUAAGAAAUAGCUGCACAAUGUCUUUUUCUGGUCAAUUAGGAACGUUUGGAACCCCUGGAGCAAUGCCGCUUAUGAUACUAGCUGUUCGAGUGGAUGAUCCUAAUGAUGGCACACUUCAACCCCCUCCACUCGGACUGGCAAUUGGAAAGGCAAAUCAUGAUUACUUUUUAAGGAAAGGAAUUUCCCAUAUAAUGUCCCGUGCAAUGAAUAUUAGGAGAGGUAUCCCCAACAAUUAUGACCCCAACGAUGAGGAACAAGUAAAUGAAAACAAAUGGCGAUCCGAACCGCCUGUAUCUAUUGCGUUCCCUCUGAUAGGAUGUAGAACAGGGUAUGGGUUUAUUAAUGCAGCCGAAAAUAUUCUGAGCGCAAUCAUUGGGUGGUACAGAGAUCCACAAUACAACGGACUGUUUGGCAAUGCUGCAAUGCGCGCUCUCAGCAUUCCAGAUAUAUAUCUCGUCGUUCCUCCAAGAACACCUUUAAACGUACGUCGUCUCAAGCCUGCAUUGAUUCGAUCUGCCUGGGAAAAGGCAUGGAACCGAUAUAUGCCACCACCUCCGCCUGCUGCUGGUGCUCCACCCGCAAAUUUGUCUAGAGAGGCCAAUGGAAACCAGUCUGAUCAAAAUCGACAACACACAACUACAUAUUGGGCACCAAAUCUUGGUAAUGUUUUAUUAGUUGAUGGUGUGGAUGAUGUAGCAGGAGGGUUUCCACUCAACCUUACCCCAUGGGUACGAGAGAAUAUCACUGAUGCCUGGAUCAGACGUAAUUGUAAAGUAUUUAGAGGAGGUAGAAUAAGGAGAGUGACUGUGAUUUGAAUUUGAUAUAAAUUUAACGGGGAAGGGAGGAAGGAAGAGUGUAGACUAGAGGGAGUUGCUGAAUUAUCAUUUACUUAGAGAACAGAGCUUCAAUCUUUGCGAAAUUCUAAUCUCUAGAGGUCCAGAAUGCCCAUUUUACCCAUGACUUAUAAUAAGAAUGAAAGGAUUUCACUUGAGGGUGAUUUGUACCAAGGGCAAGGAAGAAAAUACCACGAGAAAGAAGUAUCA